CCCUCCGUCUGCUCUUUUCGCUCGUCUGUUCUGCGGGCCAGACUUCCACCUCUGGCCGGCCACUCAUCCAGACUGACUCCCGAGAAACACAUGGGGAAGAAAUAAACUGCGACACGACGAAAGGAAAAACAAACAAACUUUAAACUCGAUGGAAAGAUGUAAAAAUCGGCCUGGAUACUAAACUUGAACACAGAUUGCGCCCCUCCUCUGAGCACUAGCAGCGGGCUGGGCAGCCUCCACGGGACCGUUAGGUUUACAGCUAGCUAGGUGGGACCCGGAGCACACAGUGGAGAAAAGACUAAACAAGACAUCUCGCCUCACACUGAGUUUGACUUUAGUCCUCACUGCGUGGGAAAACUCCAAAAAUGCUGUCACAGCUGAGUGAGUGGUUCUGGCAGGAGAGGCUGUGGUUUCCAGAGGGUCUGGGCUGGGCUGACCUGGAGGAUCGCGAUGAACGAGUAUACGCCAAAGCCAAAGAUUUGUGGGUGGCUUUGCCCAUCGCCCUUGUAUUCCUCAUUAUUCGACAGAUCUUUGAGAGGACCGUAGCUACACCCCUGGCCUCUCUACUCGGUGUGAAAGAGAAAGUACGACGCAAAGCGCCUCACAAUCCCUCACUGGAGUCCUACUACUGUAAAAUUACCAAAAACCCCACACAGAGUUCAAUAGGGACUCUUAGCAAGCAGACCGGCUACUCAGACAGACAAGUGCAGAGAUGGUUCAGGAGACGGAGGAACCAGGACCGACCGAGUUUGCUCAAAAAAUUUCGAGAAGCCAGUUGGAGAUUUACCUUUUACCUUCUUGCUUUCAUUGCUGGCCUGGCCGCCCUCAUCGAUAAACCUUGGCUGUACGACCUGAAGGAGAUGUGGCAAGGCUUUCCUGUGCUGACUCUCCUGCCAUCACAGUAUUGGUACUACAUGAUUGAGCUGGGUUUCUACAGCUCUCUGCUCUUCAGUGUGGCCUCCGAUGUGAAACGCAAAGACUUCAAGGAGCAGAUUGUCCACCAUGUAGCGACCAUCCUCCUCAUCAGCUUCUCCUGGUGUGUUAACUACAUCCGUGCUGGAACUCUCAUCAUGCUUGUGCACGACUCCUCUGAUUACUUUCUAGAGUCUGCAAAGAUGUUCAACUAUGCUGGGUGGCGUAAUGCCUGUAACUACAUCUUCAUUGUGUUUGCUGCAGUCUUCAUUGUCACUCGUCUGUUCAUCUUCCCCUUCCGCAUUAUAUACUGUACUUGGAUUUACCCAGUGACCGUCUACAAGCCCUUCUUUGGCUACUACUUCUUUAAUGGGCUUCUGAUGGUUCUGCAGUGUCUGCAUAUCUUCUGGGCUGUCCUCAUUAUACGCAUCGCAGUCCGCUUCCUCACCAACAAUGAAAAAGUAGAUGAUGAAAGGAGUGACAAGGAUGAAACAGAUGAAUCAGAAGAAGAGGAGGAGAGGAAGGUGCACGACAAAAAGAACAUGAAGAAAAAUGGACCAGUACAGAACGGCCAUGUGGUCUACAACAACAAUCACAGCAAGACAGAAUAAAAGCAAACAAGUGUCAAGAUAAAGGAAUGUGGGACAGACUCAUAUCCCCUCGGUAGGGGAGCAGGAGGGAGGGAGGAAAAGAGAAGGAGGGAAGGGACAGGCCAUUCCUUAAAAACAAGAACACCAGGUAUCCCGAGGAAAUAUGACACUAAUUCCUUUUGCACGACACAAAAACACACUAACACGUGUACAUUCGUACUUUUAGAGGGCCCAGAGACCCAGCAGAUGUUUCACAUCAAAGUGACAGCUGGGUUUUUUGUUCUUUGUCAUCAGAGAAAAAUGUAUCACUGUCACAGUGUGAGACAACAGUCCCAAAAUAUAGGAGACAGGAAAGAAAAUGGAGAGGACCAAAAAGUGUGGAGAGGACACACUGUAUGUGUAGAAGUGAUGCUGCUUCUUCUUUAGCUUUCUUGUUCUAACUGUGCCUUAGAGCCAGCUAAUUGCUGUCCAAAUGCCAUUUUAUAGCUUUUAUGCUUUAAUCUUAUGUUGCUCUGUUUCAUUCUCCUUUUCUGUUUUCUUCUAAAAGAGCAAAUGACUGAGCGUUUUUAUGAAAGUUUAACGAUAGGGUAUUGAUUUCCCUAAUUUUUCUGUCUAUGCAAGAAUGUGUAUGUACAGCUAUUGCAACAUCUUUGCACAAACAUACAGUGUCUCUUAUAUAAUGUUAUCUACAGUAUCAUGUAAUAAUGUGCAGUAGGACUGUGUGCCUCUGCUCCCCAAAUUAGCUGGUGCCAUUUAUAAACCAGUCUGCCUAGUAAGUUUUAAAUAAAACAUGUGGUUUAGAUAAACAGCAAGAAAAAUCUUGCUUUUAUUUGUUUUAAUUGCAUAUCAGUUUUGGUGUCUGAGGCCACCUAGAUUGUUGGUGUCUGAGGCCACCUAGAUGGCUUCUUUCCUCCACUUUCAUCUGUCUUCCCAGGCCAGAAUGCGAACACUGUCAAAUCAAGAAUGUCCUUUGUCCUUCAAAUAGAGGUGGACAGUUGAGUCCUGCCCACAUGAGCUGGCUCUUCUGUAAUGUACCGUGCCAUGCAUUUAUGCAGUGGUUGUUCAGUACAAUCCUCCUUAUAUUGCACUGCAUAAACUACAUUGCUCUGUUUUUGCCUUGGAGUUAGUCCUUUGAGUGAAGGAGUUUCUGUCUUCAGGUGUUGCAGGGAUGUGGUGAUGGAGCAGAGUUUUUUUUUUCUCUGGUUUGGCUGAAGUACUUUGAUUCAGUCGAGUGCCGAAUCACAGUGAUGUGAAAUGAACCGAAUGUGAGAAGCUAUGACUCUGUAUAAUAAUUGCAAAGGGCGAAUCACUCUGUUCAAAUGAAGGAACUAUGCUAUGGCAAAUGAAAUAAGAAGAUUAGCCAUUUCCACAAUUUACGCAUAUUGGCCAUAUUUCCUCAGUUUACUGCCUAAUAUCCUGGGGUAUAUUUAUUUACCUUGGGAAGAGUGUUGAUCUAAGUGAAUUAUUUUUGGUAUGAAACGGGUUUACAGGUAUGUUGAUUGAUUUUUUUUUUUUCCUUCCAGGAAUCUUUUUUUUUUUUUUUUUGAGAUCUUUCGAGGUAUUAAUGAAAAAUGUGUUGCAAAUUUGUUGUCAUGGUUUUAAGUUUUUUUGUAUGUCAAGUGCCUUAUCUGUAAUGUAUGGGACGGUCUCCCUCUCUCAUGUCUUCAUGUUCCCUCCUUUUGUUUCCUGUCUCCACCUCACAUGACAAGAUUCACAUUCUCCUUCCCUGUUGUCUCACUCAUCACUCACAUUUCACCUCUUUCAUUUCCAAACUUGCACUCAUUCCACCAAACAUGAUAUUUACUAGCCUAGACCAACCAGCAACCUCUCUUUUCCCGUGAUACAGAAGAAACAACUAUGUCCUAAUUACAGUGUUAUUUUUUAUUUUAUUUUUUCUGUUUAAUGAUGCCUAAGUAUUGUUAUUAAUAAUAAAAAAACAGGAGAUUGUGAAUCACA
Molecule: messenger RNA, 3458 nt
Organism: Solea solea (common sole)
Lineage: Eukaryota; Metazoa; Chordata; Actinopteri; Pleuronectiformes; Soleidae
Product: ceramide synthase 2-like
Exons: 12
Coding region: 366-1523 (385 amino acids)
Biological process (GO): ceramide biosynthetic process
Cellular component (GO): membrane
Molecular function (GO): sphingosine N-acyltransferase activity; DNA binding
Source: RefSeq, a predicted model, not a curated record